Molecule: messenger RNA, 783 nt
Organism: Diabrotica virgifera virgifera (western corn rootworm)
Lineage: Eukaryota; Metazoa; Arthropoda; Insecta; Coleoptera; Chrysomelidae
Exons: 1
Coding region: 1-783 (260 amino acids)
Source: RefSeq, a predicted model, not a curated record
AUGGCGCAGUCAGUACAAGAGCCAAAAGUACAGUUAUCCAGAAUGGAAGGAAAAGUGCCAGAAUCCAUGAAAUUCGAGGGAAACCUUCAUGAAAAUUUUAGACGGUUUUACCAAAAUUUUGAAAUGUAUCUUAUUGCAACUGAGAAAGAUGACAAAGCCGAUAGAGUAAAAAUUACUUUGUUUUUAAAUAUGAUUGGACCGGAAGGAGUUGAUAUAUAUAACAUUCUCAAAAUACCAGAACCUAAUAAAUUUGAUAGUGUCAUAUCAGAAUUUAAGAAGUAUUGUGCUCCCAGAAGAAAUAAAACAUAUGAACGUUUUGUAUUUAAUAAAAGAAAUCAAGCUGCAGAUGAACCUUUUGAUAGUUAUCUUAGUGAUUUAAAAAAGUUGAUACAAAGCUGUGAAUAUGAGACCCAGGAAGACAGCAUAUUGACAGAUAGGUUAGUUCUAGGAACAAAUAAUCCAUCAGUUCAAGAAAAAUUAUUAAAUGCUCAAAAGUUAACGCUUGAAACAGCAAUAGAGAUAUGCAGAAACUCUGAAAUAACAAAAAGGCAGUUAGAAUCUGUAAGAAACAAUGAAAGUUUGGAAGUAAAUGCAGUAAAAAAUAGACAAGAUAGUGGAAAUACACAAAGUGAGUUAAAAUUUUUGUGUAAAAAUUGCAAACGUAAACAUGUAACUGCCCAGUGCCCAGCGUUUGGAAAAAAUUGCUUUAAAUGUGGUGGAGCAAAUCACUUUAUUAAUGCCUGUUUUGCUGAAAUGUCCAAUCGGCAAAGAUAUAAAAGGUAA